Messenger RNA from Punica granatum (pomegranate), 1327 nucleotides. NCBI's taxonomy places the organism in Eukaryota, Viridiplantae, Streptophyta, Magnoliopsida, Myrtales, Lythraceae. The record is from RefSeq and is a predicted model, not a curated record.
AACAUUCUCCCUCUGGAAAAACUUUCUUUCCUUCCGCACUUUGUCUCUCAUUCGCUCAACAUCACUCAAAGAACAGUCAAUGAUGGAGGAGGGCAUGUAUGAAAUACAGUACGGAGGGACAUGCUACGGAGAUGAACCUCCUAACCAUCAUCAUCAUCAUCAGCAGCAACCUCCUCCAUUGAUUGCCGAUGGCGGUUACAACCACCACCCUGAUCACCGAGAGGGUUUCCCUGCGGGGUCCGUGGUGUAUGGGCCGGGCGGCGGCCCCUGGAUGCAGCUGCAGCCGGGUAGUUCAUCGGCGGCGGUGUCCGACGCUGCAUCAGGCAUGGUGCUGGAGGCGGGGGAGGAAGAUAGUUUAUCAGUGGCGAUGGCUCGAGCUAAGAUUGCAGCUCACCCUCUGUACCCUAAACUCCUCCAGGCUUAUAUUGAUUGUCAAAAGGUGGGUGCGCCAGCUGAGGUGGCCGAUGUGCUGGAAAGAAUCCGGCGUGAGAACGAGGAUUACGGUACAACAGAUAACCACUGCUUGGGUGCCGAUCCCGAACUGGACGAGUUCAUGGAAGCAUACCAUGACACGUUGAUGAGGUACAAGACUGAUCUUUCGAGGCCUUUCGAGGAGGCGACUUCCUUCUUGAAGAAAAUCGAGAACCAGCUCAACACACUCUGCAGUGGUUCUUCCACAAACUGUGCCUCAGUUGGGACAGAUGAUAAUAAGGAGUACUGCUGCACUGGAGAUUCAUCGGAGGAUGAUGACCUAAGCGGAGGAGAGAUCGAUACUUCGGAGUGCUACCGAACCAGGGAAGAUAGGGAGCUGAUGGACAAGCUCAUGCGCAAGUACAGUGGAUACAUCAGCGCCCUGAAGCACGAGUUCUCAAAGAAGAAGAAGAGGGGAAAGCUGCCCAAACAAGCUCGGGACAUUUUGCUCGAGUGGUGGAAUGUUCAUUACAAGUGGCCAUACCCGACGGAAGUCGACAAGGUAGCUCUAGCAGAGUCGACGGGGUUGGACCAGAAGCAGAUCAACAACUGGUUCAUCAACCAGAGGAAGCGCCACUGGAAACCUUCCGACCACAUGCACUUCUCUCUGAUGGAGUCCCUCUAUGGUCCCUUCAUUCCUUCCUGAUAAUCGUCAAUCAUCAUCAUCAUCACAUAUAUAUACACAUAUGUAUAUGAAAUUUAUGUAUGUAUUAAUUUCAGACUUUAUAUUUACACAUUAUAUAUGCUCUUAUGUAUAAGAUCUAUGGCGUAUAUUUUCCUGUAUAAUAUUUUGAACAUAAACUCCUACCACAUCAUGUCCUUGUAUUGCUGAUUAUUUCGCACCUGCUGUUAAUUA